Molecule: messenger RNA, 2283 nt
Organism: Physcomitrium patens
Lineage: Eukaryota; Viridiplantae; Streptophyta; Bryopsida; Funariales; Funariaceae
Product: phosphatidylinositol/phosphatidylcholine transfer protein SFH11
Source: RefSeq, a predicted model, not a curated record
UCUGGUCUUCGGCGAUGCGGUGAUCCGAUAAUUUUUGCUCAAUCGUGGCACUUCCUGGUUUCGCAACUACCUGGAUCAACCCAUGGACUCCUGAAUUUCGUCUUAUCGUGCUGUGUGGACUGAAAUGUUGGCUAUGUACUACUAUAGAGUUUGGCUUCCUCCCCUAUUUCUGUGCUCUGCUUGCAGAGUGUCGGGAUUGAAGCUGUUUGACGAGUUAAGGUAAUGAUCUAGCAGUGGUUGUGGUAUCAGUUUGUACCUACUGAGCUUUGGCGGAGGAUUGAAGUGGCCAGGUUCCACAGUCUCGUGUCUCGGAGAGGCUUGCGAUGGUCGAGGUUUGGGAUUCGACGCAAAAUCUGGCAUAGAUUGUUCUCCAUUGUUAUACCUUUAUAUGCAGCCUUGAUUUAAAUUUGUGAAGUCUGGUUUUAUUCACUGAAUACGCCGGUAUCAUAUGAAGGGAUGAUGCACUUGAGAUUUCAAUCAUUAUUUCAGUUUGCGUUGAAUAGCACCAUCGUGUCUAACAGGCCAAGUGCAUUAAGUGGUUUAGCGGCAGAGCUUUGUAUGGGGCUCCCCAUAACUGAAUAGGGCAUCUUGAUGUAAAACUCAAAGUGCAAGUAUUGCGCCAUGUACAGACUUGUUCUGGCGAAUACGUCGAACUAACCAUAACCUGGAGGAGUGGUUUGCCAUCUACAGAGUGGCUUUAGAGUUGAAGAAAUUCUCGGCUCAGGAUGGCGAAAAGUGUGAAGAAACUGCAGGAAAUCAUAAAUGGCUUGGACGAACCUCUCCGUCAGAGCUUUCAGAAUGUGCAUGCUGGUUAUCCAGAAGCUACCUUGGAGCGAUUCCUGAAUGCAAGAGAUGGGGAUGUAUCGAAGGCAAGUAAAAUGCUUAUAGACUGCCUAAGUUGGAGAGUCAACAACCACAUUGAUUAUAUCCUGGAGUUAAGAUCCUUGUUGAAACCAAUCUUGCCGAAAGAAAAAUUCGAUGCCAUACGCCGGAGUCAGUUGAUUGGAUUCUGUGGCUAUUGCAAACAGGGGCGGCCUGUGUUUGCCAUUGGAGUGGGCAACAGUACUUAUGACCUAGCUUCCGUUGAAAGUUAUGUUCAAUCACACAUACAGAUCAACGAGUACAGGGACAGAAUAAUUCUGCCUAAUAUUAGUAACAAGAAGGUGCGACAUGUGAGAUCUUGUGUAAAGAUCAUGGAUAUGACGGGGCUUAAACUUUCUGCUUUCAGCAGACUAAAAACUUCGAUAGCUAUCGCUACCGUCGAUGACCUGAAUUAUCCCGAGAAAACUGACACAUACUACAUCGUGAAUGCACCGUAUGUGUUUUCUGCCUGCUGGAAGGCAGUAAAGCCUAUGUUGCAAGAAAGGACAAAGCGCAAAGUGCAAGUUCUGAAGGGCAAUGGGCAGGAUGAGCUACUUCAGGUGAUGGACUAUGCCACACUACCCUCUUUCUGCAAGACUAUUAGUGAUUCAUCCAACAACGAUGUCUUCGCGCCCAACCACAAGUUCCAUGUAGAGCUGUAUAAUUACAUUCAAAAUAAGGCGGUUUUUUCUGGCAAAAACUUCAACAGCCUUACUUCUGAGGGAUCUUUACACAUUCAAGUUCCAACUUUGGAGGAGCAGGAUCCGCACUCAGAAACAGUUGAAGUUGUUCAUGCGAUUGAAUCCGUUUUGCCUUCUCUAGAGGCUGUUGAGAAUGCCUCCGAACAGAACCAGAGGGGUAAGAUAACCACAAAGAUGGCUGGUAUACAAAUUAGUACAUAACCAAUCAUCAUACUGGCCGGUUCACUAGAAGCUCCCUCUUUGGCUUGUCACAAUUCUGUUUGCCGAUGUAGUGUGCAGUGCUAGUGUGCAGUGCAAGUGCAGCGAGAUUUCUGAACUGAAGGUUGUACACAACCGUAUGUUAGGCCUAGUUAUUUUUGUUCAUUCUUCAUUGCACUAAGUCAUUCAUAUAAUUAGAACUUUUGCAGUUUGAGAGAGAUAACAUUCAUGAUUCUUUAAUGCCACUUGCUGUCAAGGUAGAAAAAAUUAAAACGUAAUUCGUUUCAGUAGAAGACCUUCCUUCGGUUUGUCUGGCUGGUUCUAGCGAUGUAUUUUAUAAGAAGACGGCUGUGACCAGUGAAAGGUGUAGGGAUCGUAGAUUUGCUUCCUUAUUGUGAACGUGUUCACACGUUUUCAUGAAGUUCCUUAUGAAGCUUCUUCCAAAUGGAUGAAUACUGCACGCAGAACUUUACUUAUUUCAAUUACUAAAGCUACAUAAAAGUCACCAUCCCCUGGAACCUAA